AUGUCAGCUUCUUCGGGUCCAACUCGACAGGAACCAAAGUUGGGAUCACGAUUAAGCUCAAAGAAGAGAAGAAAGCCACAUAGAACAGGUCCGCCUCCUCAAUGCGUAAUAGAAAGAAUGGAACUGUGGAGCAAAGGAGCGCAUCGUGCGCUGGUGCCAAUGGACAGCCAAAUGGAGAACGUAUCGCCCGUAGGAGUGGAACUAGUGGAAUCUGCUUCCAGCCACAGAAUGUUUACUCAGAUGGACGUCCUUAGGUUCAUGAAAGAACACAGUGCCGAUCGUGAGCUUCAGAGUGUUCCUUCACGCUCUGUUCACCAACUCGCCGCCAUUAACCACGACGUCUACGCCAUUACCGAUCGCACCAAGCUCAUCGACGCCAUUAAGUGCCUUAAAACCGCCAUGCUAAACGCCGUCCCUAUCGUCACAUCCUCUGAUUCUGUCGACCAACAAGAUCACAACCACCUUGUUCACGGGAGAGGGAGGAAGCUGAUAGGAACAUUUUUUGCGACUGAUUUGAGAGGAUGUUACGUGGUGACAUUGAAGUCGUGGUUGGGUAUGAGUGCGCGUGCUUUCACUGAGGAGGUUGGGACGAACCCACUCUACUCGCCCAACAACAACGCUGCUGCCACGUGGAAGAGGGAGCUGGUGACGUGUCAAGCUGAGUCGCCAUUGUCUGAGGUGAUAGAGAAGGCAGUGGGUAAGCACGUGCACAGGGUGUGGGCGGUGGAUCAGGAUGGUUUGCUAGUGGGGCUUGUGUCUCUCACUGAUGUUAUUCGAGUAAUAAGGCUUUCUCUUGUAUCAGAUUGA
Neltuma alba is the source of this 807-nucleotide messenger RNA. Its product is annotated as SNF1-related protein kinase regulatory subunit gamma-like PV42a. The record is from RefSeq and is a predicted model, not a curated record. Gene Ontology annotation, cellular component: nucleus; cytoplasm. The transcript is spliced from 3 exons. NCBI's taxonomy places the organism in Eukaryota, Viridiplantae, Streptophyta, Magnoliopsida, Fabales, Fabaceae. Bases 1 to 807 code for a protein of 268 amino acids.